Messenger RNA from Bipolaris maydis ATCC 48331, 615 nucleotides. RefSeq lists its product as uncharacterized. Lineage: Eukaryota; Fungi; Ascomycota; Dothideomycetes; Pleosporales; Pleosporaceae. The record is from RefSeq and is a predicted model, not a curated record.
AUGUACUUCAAAAUCGGGCCGAUGACCGGCCAGUGCGCUAAGUCCGUUGCAUCAUCCACAGCAAUGCUCAAACAAUGCAAGGUUCAGGCCCAGCAAGCGUCAUCCCCACAACCAUCAACGAUCACACUAAGACUAGAAAACCCAAAUGCUCUCAAACGUUUUAGUUAUGGCCGUGAUGGUUGCUCUUAUGCUCAGACCCUGGCUGAACGGCGAAAGCCUACAAAUCCAUUGGCGGCUACAAAUAACCCAACUUAUAGCUGCUAUUUCUGUCAUGUUCACGGGGAUAUUAGUAAUAUCGUGGGUUGCGACGAACCUGCCCAUUUUCCCAUCGCCGCUGACCAAACCUUCACCGUAUCCCUCGCACAGCAUAAGGCUACUCCAGCGACCGUCGUUCUGCUACCCACGAUGUCUUCCACAAUUGUAGACUGUCCCGGUUGGUUUAUACUUGUGAUUGCCACACCGGUUCCCCAGCUUUGUUGUUCCAGUACAUUGAGUCAGUAUAUCUUGGAUUGCGUGCUCCUCAGUGACCAAUCCCUUGCCUUCAAGAGCCGAGAUAUAAGAUGCAAAAACUCUGGUUGUGAUGUUGGUGGGAAUGGACAUGAUGAUAUUCCCUAA